This is a messenger RNA of Cyprinodon variegatus (sheepshead minnow), 2676 nucleotides long. It is a transcript of the gene wdr32, whose product is annotated as DDB1 and CUL4 associated factor 10. The coding region runs from base 216 to 1784 and encodes 522 amino acids. The record is from RefSeq and is a predicted model, not a curated record. The transcript has 7 exons. Gene Ontology annotation, molecular function: protein binding. Gene Ontology annotation, cellular component: Cul4-RING E3 ubiquitin ligase complex. NCBI's taxonomy places the organism in Eukaryota, Metazoa, Chordata, Actinopteri, Cyprinodontiformes, Cyprinodontidae.
UUGGCGCUGGUCUCUGUCGCUUUGAUGGGCGGCGAAAAGGUGCUGCUAAAUCUGGCAGCUAAAUAGGUUUUAACUGUCGCUCCUUUGCAGCUCCAGUCGCCCGUCAUGGCACCCUAAAUGUUCAAUGGACCCCUGCUUGCUAACUGACUGCAUCCUGUCUGCGGCUGGCUGUAGGCGCUGACCCCCGGAGACACGAGCCGACCGAAGCCGCCGUGAUGAGCUCGGAGCACCAGGGCGACGGUGACGACGCCGACGAGCCGCAGGAUAGGCCCGGCAGCACCGGCAAGGAAGUAGACCCUGUCCCCCACCAGUCGGAGGAGGAAGACGUCGCCGCCAGGGAGGUCUGCGCUUCGCCGCCGGAGAGCAGUAGCGAUGAACGGCCUAAGCGCAGCGGCUCUCCGCGGCUGGAGGACGGAGGGCGCUGCAGCCCGCCGGUCGCCGCUCCACAAGCUGGCGGCGGUGGGAGCUCCGUUAGCGAGAGCUUCAGGGGGAACAGCCUGUUUUCAUGGCUGCAGAGGAGGACUAUACGACGGGGGCUGUUCGUGGACCCAGCCAGGGAUAACUUCAGAACAAUGACCAGCCUGUACUGCUCCAUGAACCCGGCCGUGGAGUCAGUUAAUCUGAGCUCUCAGACCCACGGAGCUGUGUUCAACCUGGAGUACUCGCCGGACGGGUCUGUGCUGACUGUGGCCUGUGAGCAGACUGAGGUCCUCCUGUUUGACCCCAUCUCAUCCAGACACAUCAAAACCCUCACAGAAGCCCACGAGGAUUGCGUCAACAACAUAAGGUUUCUGGACAAUCGCCUGUUUGCCACCUGCUCUGACGACACCACCAUUGCGUUAUGGGACCUUCGCAAGCUGAACUCGAAGGUGUGCUCCUUGCACGGGCAUGCCAGCUGGGUGAAGAACAUCGAGUACGACACCAACACUCGUCUCUUGGUCACCUCUGGCUUCGAUGGCAACGUCAUCACGUGGGACACCAACAGGUUUACUGAGGACGGCUGCCCACACAAGAAGUUCUUCCACACUCGCUAUCUGAUGAGGAUGCGUCUGACACCCGACUGUUCCAAGAUGCUCAUCUCUACUUCCUCAGGGUACCUACUCAUCCUUCACGACCUGGACUUGACCCAGUCCCUGGAGGUGGGCAGUUACCGCAUGCUGCGUGCCAGACGGACCCCCCUCAGUUCAGAUGGAGGAACGUCAGCAUCUAGGUCGACUGCAGCGCCACGACAGGGACAUGACUCCAAGAUUCAUCCUCACAGAGAAGGUCUCUCCCCAAGGAACAGCCUGGAAGUUUUAACUCCCGAGAUCCCAGGAGAGAAGGACCGAGGGAACUGCAUCACAUCCCUGCAGCUUCAUCCGAAGGGCUGGGCCACGCUCAUCCGGUGCUCCAGCAACAUGGACGACCAGGAGUGGACAUGUGUGUACGAAUUCCAGGAGGGAGCGCCCACUCGGCCGCUGGUGUCUCCCCGCUGUUCCUUACGCCUCACUCACUACAUUGAGGAGGCUAAUGUUGGGCGGGGCUACAUCAAGGAGCUGUGCUUUAGCCCCGACGGACGGCUCAUAUGCUCCCCCUAUGGCUACGGCGUCCGUCUCCUCGCCUUCGACGAGAGCUGCAGUGAGCUGGCCGACUGCUUGCCCGUCCAGACCAGCUGCCUGCGGGAGAUCCGCUCCAUCUACUCUCACAGCGACGUGGUGCUAACCACCAAGUUCUCCCCGACGCACUGCCAGCUGGCCUCAGGCUGCCUCAGCGGCCGUGUGGCGCUUUACCAGCCCAAGUUUUAGCAUCUAGGCUUAUUGAAAACCAGAGCGCUGCAGACCUGGGUGAAGACGUACCUAAGAGAAAGUCUGGAAAUAUAUCAAGGAAGCAUUUUCCCGAUGCUAACACUGACGAAUACAUUUCUACAAGACAUCUGCAGUGGCCCUUUGUAUCAUUUCAGUCUCACUGCAGAUAUUUAAUGACACUAAUAUUCUGUUUAGUACAAUUCUGCGUACCAGUUAUAUCAACACAAUCCAAAAAGAGAAGAUAUUUGGACUAGAGAUGUACACACCUGCUAUAAAAGUCUGAAAAAAUGAAGCUAACUAGAGACGCACCGAUCAGAUUUUAAUUGCAGAUUUCUGACCUCUACUUUUUUAUGUAGAGCUUUCACCUGUAGAUACCUGCUUCAUUCAUUUCCGGUUCUCUUAAAAACUUAAAAAAAUACAAUAACAGGUUUUAAAUUAUUCUUCAUUCUUUUUUCAUUACGUUAGCUGUUAUUUAUUAUUCACAUUAGGAGCAGAAAGUGUUGCACCGCAUGUUUUUGUAGAACAAGGUUAUGCUAUUUAAAAUCUAAGACAAAAUCUUUUCCGUUACACUUUAAACUAUCGUUAGCAUCUUAGGUAAUUAAUUAGCAUGAAUAGCAUUUAUAAAACAGCCUUCUCCAAUUUUGAUGAGUUGUCAUUUAAUAUUUCAUGACACGUAAGAUCAAAAUAGAUUUUAAUGUAAUUUAAUUUCCCUCCUUGCUUUCCUGUACCCCAUAUAAACCUCAGAAAUUUCUCAACAUGGUGUAGAAAAUGGUUUCCUUUGUUAGAGCUUCUGGCUUAAUGUAAAACGCUUAACUUUGAUUCUUCACUCAGUAUUAGCCUUUACACCGAAGAGUGUUGUUGUCAGGUAGCAUUAUGGUACAUUCAGUGACUG